GACAAAGGUAAAUAAACAAUAGAUCAGGUGGCGGGAACAGGUGUAGCAUUCGUAGGCAUUGCGGUCUCUUCACGGAUUAUCAAAUGGCCACCUGUGAGGCGGCAUCAGUGCCCGUUAAAAUUCAGCCAAAGAAGUAUGCCUAUUCGCUCCUGGAGGACCCGCAGCGCACCCUUCCUCCACCCACCGCGUCCGGAGAGACGCUGUGUAUUCGUGACAGCUUCGACUAUUUCCACUACGGCUGCGAUGGUCACCAGGACGCGGGCUGGGGCUGCGGCUAUCGUACACUGCAGUCCGCCAUUUCGUGGAUCAUCCGUCGAAAGGGCACCUCGUUAAAGGAGGACCAGUACGUGCCCUCGAUCCCGGAGAUCCAGCAGAUCCUAGUCCAAAUUGGCGACAAAGGGGCAAGGUUUGAGGGCUCGCGAGAUUGGAUCGGUACCCUCGAGGAGUUCUACGUAAUUGACGUACUCUAUCAACUGCCCUGCCGGAUUCUUCACGUCGAGGAGCUCGGCUCUUCCGAGGUGCUAGCACAGAUUCGUAGCUACUUUGAGGAUUACCAGGGAUUCAUCGCCGUGGGAGGGAUUAGCGACACGGCCUCCAAGGCCAUUAUAGGCUACCAUAGUAGUGCCGAGUCGGGACGGGUCUACCUGUUGAUUGUGGAUCCACAUUUUGCGAGCGUGCCCAGCAGCCGGCAGCAGUUAAUUGACCAGGGCUAUGUCCGCUGGGUGCCCGUCGACGAAUUCCCGGCCGGCACGUACAACCUGUGCCUCAUACUGCAGCCGUAGAUGCCACUCGCCGUACUUAGUGUUUAGCAAUAAAACUCUGCUAUUGUUAGCUAUUGGUUCUUA
This is a messenger RNA of Drosophila serrata, 845 nucleotides long. It is a transcript of the gene Ufsp1, whose product is annotated as UFM1 specific peptidase 1. Lineage: Eukaryota; Metazoa; Arthropoda; Insecta; Diptera; Drosophilidae. The record is from RefSeq and is a predicted model, not a curated record. Gene Ontology annotation, molecular function: deUFMylase activity.